AAACGGCCCAUGAACGCCUUCAUGGUUUGGUCCAAAAUGGAGCGCAGGAAGAUCAUGGAGCAGUCGCCUGAAGUGCACAACGCCGAGAUUUCCAAGCGGCUGGGCAAACGCUGGAAGUCUUUGGACAAAUCCGAGAAGGUUCCGUUCGUUCGCGAGGCCGAGCGGCUCCGCCUACAGCACAUGGCCGACCACCCUGACUACAAGUACCGACCCAAGAAGAAGGGCAAGACGGCCCACACUAGCGUCCGAGGAGGCGCCAAGCAGCAGCGAGCUCGGCCCGAGCCGGGAGGCCGCUUCGUGCUCAAGCGGGACUUUAGUGACUCGGAAGAUGAAGAGGAACCCGCACAGGAUUCGACCUGGCUCCUCUUCCAGAACACUACGCGCCAGCUGUCCGCCGGAACCUUCUUUCUGGACACGUCUUCUUCGUCGUCGUCGUGCUGCGGGGACGAGCGGGACCUAGAGCCGCUCAGCCCCCCCGCCUCAGAACCGGUCAACAUCAGCUUCUCUCUAGUCGACAAGGAUUUGGAUAAGGACCCGAGCGCCUUCGAGCGGGGCCACGGCUCCCACUUUGACUUCCCGGACUACUUCACGCCCGAACUCAGCCGAAUGAUAACCGGGGACUUCUCGGACCUUGUGUUCACCUUCUGA
This is a messenger RNA of Nerophis lumbriciformis (worm pipefish), 648 nucleotides long. The record is from RefSeq and is a predicted model, not a curated record. Lineage: Eukaryota; Metazoa; Chordata; Actinopteri; Syngnathiformes; Syngnathidae.